Lutzomyia longipalpis is the source of this 1789-nucleotide messenger RNA. Its product is annotated as deoxyribodipyrimidine photo-lyase-like. NCBI's taxonomy places the organism in Eukaryota, Metazoa, Arthropoda, Insecta, Diptera, Psychodidae. The record is from RefSeq and is a predicted model, not a curated record. Bases 86 to 1630 code for a protein of 514 amino acids. Gene Ontology annotation, molecular function: deoxyribodipyrimidine photo-lyase activity. Gene Ontology annotation, biological process: photoreactive repair. The transcript is spliced from 3 exons.
AUAUUGCGCAAUUCACUGUAAACUUGGCGCUAAAAUUGGACCCAAAUCUUUCUCAAGACCUCAAAGAAUACAAAAAGUUCCCAAGAUGCCAAAGCCGGCGAAGAAUAGACAGGGACGAAAGAGAAAGGCCCAAGGAAGCACAUCAGCAGAGGAAACAGCAGCUGGGAAUCUCGCAGAUGUGUUCCAGGAGGAUCGAGAGAAAGCCUCCAAAUCCAUCAUUGGAUUCAGAUUUAUUAAACGGAGAGUACAAAUAUUGACGGAAACAAAAUUGACAAAGGAGAAUAGUUCUGGGAUUGUUUACUGGAUGAGUCGGGAUGCACGGGUGCAGGACAAUUGGGCGAUGCUGUUUGCCCAGAAGUUGGCAAUUAAGAACAAAGUUGCCCUUCAUGUGGUUUUCUGCCUCCUGCCAUCGUUCUUGGACGCCACCCUGCGGCACUACAAAUUCCUCCUGGCUGGGCUGAAGGAAGUCUCCGAGGAGUGCUCAGAGCUCAACAUUCACUUUCACAUUGUACAUGGCCAGGAUGCCAUUGUAGCCUUUGUGGAGGAGCACAAUAUUGGUGGGGUUGUUUGUGAUUUUAGCCCACUAGAUUUUGCCCGGAAGUGGGUUCAGGAUGUACGCGAUGGGCUUCCCGAUGACGUUCCUCUGUGUCAGGUUGAUGCGCACAACAUUGUCCCUGUCUGGGUGACUUCCAACAAGGUUGAAUUCUCAGCUAGAACCAUAAGGAAGAAAGUAACAAUGAACCUGGAGGAAUUCCUCACGCCCUUCCCACCAGUUAUUGCACAUCCCUUCAAGUCAGACUUCUCCGCGGAGAAAAUCUCAUGGAAUGGCUUGCUGAAGUACCUCAAAGUCGACAAGACCGUGGAUGAGGUGGAUUGGGCAACUCCAGGGUACAAAGCAGCUCUCAAAGUUCUCCAGGAAUUUGUAGAUGAUCGCCUGGAGCGCUAUGCCGAUAAGAGGAAUGACGUCAAUGCAAAUGCUCAGUCAAAUCUCUCCCCAUGGUUCCAUUUUGGCCAAAUUUCCGUUCAACGGUGCGUCCUGUACGUGGAGCAGUUUAAAAGACAAUUCCCCGAGAGUGUUGCAGCUUUCUCUGAGGAGGCCAUCGUUCGGCGGGAAUUGGCGGAGAAUUUCUGCUUCUUCAGUGAGAAUCAAUGCUCCUUCGAGGGGCUACACAACUGGGCUAAAACCACACUGAAUGCCCACAGGAAGGAUAAGCGAGAGUAUCUCUACACACGGAAGCAGUUUGAUGAUGCAGAGACUCACGAUGAGCUGUGGAAUGCUGCACAGAUACAGAUGAAGCAGGAGGGGAAGAUGCACGGAUUCAUGCGGAUGUACUGGGCAAAGAAGAUUCUCGAGUGGACAAAGAGCCCCGAGGAAGCCAUUUCCUUUGCAAUCUACCUCAAUGAUCGCUACAAUAUCGAUGGGAGGGAUCCAAAUGGUUUUGUGGGCAUUCUGUGGUCCAUUGGGGGCCUCCAUGAUGGACCAUUUAUGGAACGCAAAGUUUACGGAAAGAUUCGCUACAUGGCUCUAAGUGGGUGCAAGAAGAAAUUCAAUGUGAAGGAGUAUGUUGAGCGAUAUGUUGGAGAGACCCAAGAAUCCCCAGAGGUGAAGAAGAAAAGGAAGAGGAAUUGAAGAAAAUCAUUCAGUUUAUUUGAGAAGAAUUCAAUCAAAUUGAUUUUUGUGAAUAAAAAUUAUAAUUCUGUACGAGAGAGUAAGAUAUUUUGGACAUUAUUCAGCUGUUAAAAAUUGUAAGAAUUUAUUAAAAAUAAAAUACAUGAAUUAAGAUAAAAA